UGUUUCUCUUGCUCUCUGGUGACAUCUGGCGGUCAGAGUGGCCGAUCUUCUCCUUCCGCUCCAACCCGGAGGAUUUGAAGAGAGCCAGAAACUCCCGGGAGGAAACGGGAUCUCUUGUCUGUCAUCCAUGCAUUAGUCAUCUCGGGGAGCCACAGUUGUCUUGAUUACCAUCUCCUGAUUCAGUGGCCUCUCGUUCCUCUGCCAGUCAGGCGCGCAAAAGUCAGGACUGAGUCAGUUGAUCCGUGUGCACCAAGCGGUAACCGAACCUGGCCCAGUUGGGUCCGCGAGAAUGCAGAACAAGAUGCGGGGAGCGGAUAUGAAGCGGUGCUGAGGUUCUAAAAUGGCAGCUAGGAUGGCUGACCGAUCAAUGAGCGUUUUUAUAAGUGAAGAGACAUGAAAAUAUUCUUGUCAAAGCUACAAACAUUCAUAUUGAUUUGGUUUUCUUCCAGGAAAACCCUUAAUGAAGCUGUUGUUCGUUUGGGGACAAUAAAAACAAACUUUUCAUCGAAUGAAACGUCUCGUUGCUCCCGCUGCUUUUUCACUGUCGCGUGACCCGCCGGCGCUUACUUCCGCCCCUCGCGGGGAGUCCGCUUGUGCGGCGUCACGUUGCCAUGGUGAGCAUUCUUUGUUUUCCUCCCCCACAAAAGCACAACCUUCCCCCCUCACACCAAGUGAAAGGUUGUGCUUUCAGGUUUGUAUAGAAGCGUUUUUGAAGGAAGACUGGGAACCAGUGUGGCUUGUCGAUGAGCAGACAGAGGUUUUCUGAGGCAGCAGAGACCAGCUAACCCGUCUGCUGUCUGUUCGCCCUGUUUACAGGCUCUCAGGGACGCCAGAAUGAGCUGGUCGGUGGCAACGGGCCGUCUGCAGGUCCUCCAGAUCUACCGCCUGCUGCAGUGGAUCCACAAAGGAGAGAAGGAGGAGAUCCAGAAGAUGGUGAAGCUCGGGGUGAAGAACCUCAUCAACCUCACCGAGCCACAGGAAGGCCUGGGGGUGCUCCACCUGGCGGUUUCAGCCAACAACAGCGACCUGGUUGAGUUUCUCCUCUCCCUCGGAGCACAUCCUGACGUCCAAGACAAGAUGGGCCGCACGCCCGCCAUGCUCGCAGCUGAGCUGGGGAACCAGGAGAUUUUAUCGCUGCUCUUCCAGAAGCAGCCUGACAUGACCCUAACGGACGUGCAGGGCAAAGGCGUGCUAUUCUACUGCAGCUACCCCACCAAGCGCCACGCCCGCUGCCUAGAGCAGGCGCUGAAGAACGGGGCCGAUCCCAACAACAUCUCUAGUAGCGGGGUUCACGUUCUAAGCAUGAUGUGUGAGAAAGCUAAUGAGUGCACCCCCUUGUGUCUCACCCUGCUGGAUUCUGGUGCAGACCCCAACGCGGCCAAUGAGACAACAGGCGUGACGGCGCUGAUGGAGGCUGCCAGGACGGGCUCCCUGCCAGUUCUUCGGCAGAUCCUCAGGAAAGGUGGAGAUCCGAACACCCUGGACAAAAACGGUUACAACGCAGUGCACUACGCCGCCCUGAGUGGCUGUUUUGAGGUAAUCAUGGUGCUGUCAGGAUUUGCAGCAGAUAUGAGUGUGAUUAACAAGGAAAGCUCUACGCCCUUACACUACGCUGCCGCCGCAGGCAGUGUCCCGUCCUGCAAGUUCCUUGCUCAGAGAGGUUGUAACCCCAAAGUGAAGAACAAGGAAGGUUUGCUGGCACGUCAGAUUGCCAAAGACUGCGGACUCAAGGCAGCGAUCAAGGAGCUGAAGAAAGCAGAGAGGGCAUUUGGGAAAACCAAAAAAUCCACUGGUGGCGGCAUGACGUCAGAUCUCUGGGCCCUGAUCUUUCACGAUUGGUCAAACGAGUACCAGGCUGAAUUAGUGGAAGCCUUUAAGGAACAAUUUGGCUUUGCUAAUUUAGAAACCUUCAAGUCUGUGUUAGAGAACCUGGGCGCUCCGGUUGAACCAGACCAAGUGGAGAUGGUCUUCUCAGCACAUGACAAGAAGGGAGAGGGCCUGAUCAACGUGAAUGACUUCAUCAAAGGCACCAAGUACAUCAAGAAACCCUUCCGUCUCACUGUGUACACGACUCAGAAGAAGAAGAAAGAAAAGGGGCCUAAGAUGAAGAAGAAGAAGAAAGGCCCAUUUGUCCUUCCCAUACCCAUUUGCACCCUUGUGCCGGAGCUCAAGCCCCGACGGCCUGAUGGCGGCCCGCCUAACUUUAUGAUUGAGAAGUACCACAACUUGACAGACGUUCGCCGCUUCGACGACGAGCACCCGCCGGUUCACCCCAUAGUCAACGACUCAUGGUGGUACAUAGAGAAGCCAAACAAAGUUUACAUCAACAUGAACUACUGUGUGAGGAACGGAGAUUUGGAGUCUCUGGACCUCGCCUUCAACGACGGCGUACCUGUGGACACUCAGGAUGAAUUUUACAAGACCCCGCUGAUGGAGGCAUGCAUCAGCGGCAACUGCGAGUUGGUCAAGUACCUUCUAGAAAAGGGGGCUGAUGUGAACAUAUGCGACCAGUUCUUCUGGACGGCGCUCCACCACGCGGCCAACGGGGGAUAUUUGGAAAUCGUGGAGCUUUUGGUGAAUGCCGGGGCCAACGUCAACGCAAAGGCCCUCAACGACGGCACGCCGCUCAUGAGAGCCAUCGAGAGCUCCAGCUUCUCCUGCGUGGAAUUUCUCAUCAAUGCCGGGGCCAAAGUCGAUUCAGAGACCAAGAAAGGAGUGACCUGCCUUGAUGUGGCCAGACACUUUGGAGAAACCGAUAUAGAGAGCCUGGUCCAGGAAAAGGUGGCUGCUGCAGGGAGUGCUGUGCGGAGAAAGACUUUGACUGGGACAUCAGGGAGGACGCCCACACAGAAGAACUCCAAAAGCAUCGUCCUCCAUAACAGCAGGAUCACCGCAGGACAAACCAACACAGCAGAUAUUAGCUUUGUGCCAAAAACAAUUUGGGGUGAACCGCCCACCACCAGCCAGCUGAUGUCAAACAUAGCAAGUCGGAAGAGUCGCAUAACCCUGGAGGUGGACUUCGACGACUUGUUGAUCCCUUUCAGCCAGCGCUUCCAGAGAAGGAUCCUGGAGAUAACCAAGCCAAAGACCAAACUGGAGGAAAGCCAGAGACAGAGACAAGUCUCCUAAUUAUGUUACUCUGCUUAUGUUGUCAUCAUCGUUGCCUUAUUAUUAUUGUUAUUAUUAUUGUUUUUGACAGCUAAUAUGAAAAACGACAUUCAGCAGUUGUUGUUUUUUUGUUUUUUUUUUUACCAACAACUGAAUCAAAUAUA
Molecule: messenger RNA, 3272 nt
Organism: Poeciliopsis prolifica (blackstripe livebearer)
Lineage: Eukaryota; Metazoa; Chordata; Actinopteri; Cyprinodontiformes; Poeciliidae
Gene: ankef1a
Product: ankyrin repeat and EF-hand domain containing 1a
Exons: 11
Coding region: 835-3129 (764 amino acids)
Molecular function (GO): calcium ion binding; protein binding
Source: RefSeq, a predicted model, not a curated record